Drosophila teissieri is the source of this 1284-nucleotide messenger RNA. It is a transcript of the gene r2d2, whose product is annotated as double-stranded RNA-binding protein Staufen homolog 2. Bases 303 to 1268 code for a protein of 321 amino acids. The record is from RefSeq and is a predicted model, not a curated record. The transcript is spliced from 3 exons. Lineage: Eukaryota; Metazoa; Arthropoda; Insecta; Diptera; Drosophilidae.
GCGCUGUUAUUGAAUUCGAAUUUAAUACUAUAUGUUGACAAAAUGUUGGCCUAAGCAGCUUAAAAUAAUUUAUAUUUAAGCCUUUCUCAUCCAGAUUCGUUACGGUUCGAAUUUUAGUAGCUUGCUUUCCAAGGGUGUGCUUUGAUCAAAACGUAGCCAACACUAUUGACGUGAAGCAUUUAUAAAUUCAAUAUUUUUCGUUUCUACAAAAAAAAAACUGUGAUUCCCGGACUCUAUCGUUUGCUGUUCAGGGGACUAACGCCGCUUCGUGAUUCGUGUGCCAUCUCUAAUAAAAUUGCAACAUGUCCUUCUCCACUGAACCCAUAGAUAACAAGUCAGCCGUAUCCGCUCUGCAGGAGUUUUGUGCCAAGACAAAGAACAUUCCACCAUCAUAUGAAUAUAUUGACGGCGAAGACGGCGGGUACGUCUGUAAAGUAGAUCUGAUGGAGGUAGAGGCCUACGGAAAUGGGCGUUCGAAGCGCGAUGCCAAACACCUGGCCGCCGUCAAUAUCCUGCGUAAAAUCCGAAAGCUGCCCGGCGUAGACCAAAUUUUGCAGGAUUGGGAAACCAACAAGGUUGGUGAUCCCGGUGAGGAACUGAUCAACUUGAACCGGGACAUGCUGAAGGAGCUGCGAGACUACUGCGUCCGCCACGAGAUGCCACUGCCCACCAUUGAGAUAGUGCAGCAAAGCGGCACCCCAAACGCCCCGGAAUUCGUGGCCUGUUGCUCCGUGGCUUCCAUAGUUCGCUACGGAAAGUCGGACAAAAAGAAGGAUGCCCGACAGCGUGCGGCCAUCGAAAUGCUAGCCCUAAUUUCCAGCGAAGCGGACAAUUUGCGUCCGGAUCAAAUGCAAGUUGCGAGCACCAAGAAAUCGGAAGGUCUGGCUGUGGAAGAAACGCUGGAGGAAUUGGAGGUGUUGCGCAGGAAGAAGUUCAACACAUACAGGGAGCUCACAGAGGCCGGAAGCGUGGACCAUACGGGCCUGCGCCUCUGCGACCGGCACAACUACUUCAAGAAUUUCUAUCCUGCCCUGAAGGAGGCGGCCCUUGAGGCCAUCAAUUCAGAUGAAUUCAUGACCUCCAAGGAUAAGGCUUUGAGCGUGAUGAGCGCUUUAAAGAUAACACCCUCAAUCAGUACACUGGAGUCUUCAUCGAUGGUGCCCCUGCUCUGCGUCGAGCUUAAUUGUGAUUUCGACGUGGUCUUUGCAGCGCUUGAGACUAAUAUCUACGACCAAAUAAUAGACUAUUUCCGCACCAUGUUGAUCUAAUGCGUAGUAUCCAAAA